Molecule: messenger RNA, 1152 nt
Organism: Microsporum canis CBS 113480
Lineage: Eukaryota; Fungi; Ascomycota; Eurotiomycetes; Onygenales; Arthrodermataceae
Product: aspartic acid-rich protein aspolin1
Exons: 3
Coding region: 1-1152 (383 amino acids)
Source: RefSeq, a predicted model, not a curated record
AUGGGUGAAGAGAGAAGCCAAUGUGUCGUAAGCUGUUUAACUUAUGACAUACAUUAUUCUCUUAUUAUUGAAUAUGGUGAUUCUACCACGUAUCGCAGAGGAAGUCCCUGCAAAAAUAUUGCAUACAGCCAUCCAAUCUCACUUCUCAACAACCCAGAUGGCUUUCAUUGCCUCAGGGGCUCGUUGCAUCGCCUCACUCCUUGUUCAUUCUCGUCUCCUCUAGCAGCUCCAAGUAUUUCGACUAUUGAUCCAAAAUUACCCAUCUAUCAAGGAAUUUCUAAUAUUACUCAACUCACAAUGCAUUUGUUGAACGCUGGAACUCUGGCGGUAGCAUUACUGGUUGCUUCCGUUGCUGCUGUCCCUGUUGACCAGUUUUCUGCGGACAAGCGUUCCCCGAAAACGGAGGUUGAAAAGGCGACUUAUUGGGAUCUGCUGGGCAAGCGGAUCAUUGCAGAACUCGACCUCAUGGUCCCCCGUGGGGUGCCAGCUAUGGCUGGCCAUGGCGAUGAUGAUAACGACGACCAUCACCGUGGUGAUGAUCAUGAUGAUGAUGAUCAUCGCUGGAAUAGCGUCAAGGCUAGAGGCCACGGAGAUCGUGACCAUGAUGACGAUCAUGACCACAACGGCGGCCGCGAUGGUCAUGAUGAUGAUGAUGACGACCAUCACUGGAAGACCAUCCAAGCCAGGGGCCACAGAGACCAUGACCACGAAGAGGAUGAUGACCACGACCACGACCACGACCACGACCACGACCAUGACGGCCAUGAUGAUGACCAUCAUCACUGGAAGAGCAUCCAAGCUAGGGGUCACCGAGACCACGACCAUGACCACGACCAUGAUGACCACGAUGAUGACCAUGAUGAUGACCACGACCAUGACGGCCAUGACCACGACGGCCAUGAUGAUGACCAUCAUCACUGGAAGAGCAUCCAAGCUAGGGGUCACAGAGACCACGACCAUGAUGACCACGACCAUGAUGACCACGACCAUGAUGACCACGACCAUGACGGCCAUGAUGAUGACCAUCAUCACUGGAAGAGUAUCCAAACUAGGGGCCAUAGAGGCUAUGAUGAUAACGAUGACGAUCACCACGGCCACGAUGACCAUGACCAUGACGAUGAUGAUAACGACGAUCACCACCAUGGAAAAUAA